Messenger RNA from Guyanagaster necrorhizus, 478 nucleotides. RefSeq lists its product as uncharacterized. The record is from RefSeq and is a predicted model, not a curated record. Lineage: Eukaryota; Fungi; Basidiomycota; Agaricomycetes; Agaricales; Physalacriaceae. The coding region runs from base 56 to 313 and encodes 85 amino acids. The transcript has 2 exons.
CGAUAACAUCAUACCUCUCUCGUACCUUCACAAGUACUCAUCCUCAUCAUUAUCAAUGGAUUCCUUCGAGUGGGUCGCAACUGUCGUGUCGGAGAAGACGGUCGAGGGUGACGAACUUUCUGCCUUGGAAGGCACCGUCAAUGAGGCGUCCCACUCUUCGGGCACCAUAAGUCUUCUAUCGAUCCAAUACGCAUACAUAAUACCCACCUUUUGCCUUUGUAGACAUAUUUUUCGCACUAAUACGCGGAGUAUUCGCGUUUACAUUCGUAUCAUUCGUAUUGCCGGCAUUGCUGCCUUAUGUCACGGAGAAUAGAGUUGGACUGUCUGGGAGUUGACGCGUGGAAAAUGAAAGUGCUUUAGCACUGAGAGUCGCCAGGAGUAGAAUUGCAGACUACCUUCGACCUUCCGGUUUGCGAUUGGCAAUUUUAUUGUUAUUCUAUGUUUGGCAUUAGAUUGGAUGUGUUACAAUCAUACUCAC